Myiozetetes cayanensis is the source of this 1271-nucleotide messenger RNA. RefSeq names its product signal-regulatory protein beta-1-like. NCBI's taxonomy places the organism in Eukaryota, Metazoa, Chordata, Aves, Passeriformes, Tyrannidae. The record is from RefSeq and is a predicted model, not a curated record. Gene Ontology annotation, cellular component: plasma membrane.
CAGACAUCAGGGAGUGAGACAUGGGAAUAUCCAUGGGUCCAGGGACAGAGGUUCUGCCUCUCACCUGCCUGAUGCUGCUCCUGCUCUGCAGAGCCCCGGGUGCCGGUGCCCAGGGGGUUCAGGACUACAAACUACACCAGCCCCAGGACAAGGUGUCGGUGAAAGUGGGGGAGAUGCUCACCCUGAACUGCACCGUGUCUGGAUCCAGUGUUCCUGGUCCUAUGAAGUGGCUGAAGGGCUGGGGCACUGAGAACAGGACCAUCUAUGGGGACACAGACUUUGCUUCCACCCGUGUGACGAGAGCAGUGAAAGAGUCCGACACAGACUUCACCAUCCACAUCAGGGAUGCUCAGCCCGAGGAUGUCGGCACCUAUUACUGCGUGAAGUUCCGCAAGUCCCUGAGCGGUGAGAAUGAGAUGUUUCGGCGUGGAAGUGGCACAGAGGUGUCUGUGCUCGCCAAGCCCUCCCCCCCGAUCGUGUCCGGGCCCAGCCAGAGAGCGGGGCCGAGGCAAUCAGUGGCUUUCAACUGCACGGCUGGAGGGUUCUUUCCUGAAAACAUUAGUGUGAAAUGGUUCAAGGACAAGACCUCCAUCUCAUCUCAGCUGCCCCAGGUCACUGAAUGGCGGGAGAAAUCCUACAACAUGUCCAGCAGUGUGACAGUGGUCCUAGAGGAGGGUGACGUCCUCUCACAGCUCAUCUGUGAGGUGCAGCACUUGGCGUCAUCGAGCUCGCUGAAGGGGAUGUACCAGCUCAGUAGAGUCCUGAGAGUUUCCCCCAGUGUCGAUGUGAGCACUAACCAGACGAGCCCCAUUGAGGUGAACAAGACCAUGAAAUUCACCUGCCACGUGAAGGGGUUUUACCCAGAAACUGUGGCUGUUUCCUGGCUGGAGAACGGGGUGAAGAUAAAGAAGGAGAAGAACUACCGGCCACCGGUGUUCCGCCAGGGCUUGUUGGAGCUGAGGAGCCAGCUGGAGGUGCAAGCGACAGAGGAGAAGAAUGGGUCCAUGUUCACCUGCCUGGUGGUCCACGACGCUCAGGCCCCUGUCAACCAGUCAGCCAUCCUGUGGAUCGCCAGCCCGGACCAGCAGGGUCAGAACAAGGGGUCCCAGAUAUACAGUGGUGCGUCAGCUGGGUGGGGUGCCUGCUGGGGUGGCUGUAUGGUGUAACCCCCUGAGAAAGCUCAAAGUCCCAGAAAAGGCUCCUUGAGAGGGAUGGAAUGCCUGUCUUUGGGAUCUGGUUGCUCACACCCUCUUUCCCCACUGCAGGUGUGA